UUUUCAAAAUCAUUAUGACGCCAAUUUCUUCAUUCAAACGGUCAUAUCUACAUAUUUAAACGUUUGCUAAUCAUCACAUCAAUUCAUUUCAAAAUGAUAACACGUUUCCUUUUCAUUGUCCUUCAUGUAACUAUUUCCGUUCAAGCUGAAGGCCCGCAAUGCAACGGAACGCUCACUUUUGACAAACCUCAAAACGGAGCCACGAUAUAUCCGGAAGACUUCUCAGAUUCCAAUCCACCACUGUUCCCGGAUAAUUGCGCUUGUGAAUAUCAGGUCAAUGUACCUGAAAACUGGUACGCAUCGGUAAAACUUUUUGUGAAACCGGGAGUCACUGAACAGAUUGCUCCGGUGGAGGUUUGGGAUCAAUUGCAAAAACGGGAACAAGUUUUCUCCUCCUACAAUGAACUUUUCUAUUUUAUUUCCAACGGGGGCCACAUAACAUUGUCAACUAAAACUGCAAAAGUUCAUUUUGGAUUUGUUGUCAAUUGGUACCAAUACAAUUUCGAGCCAACAAAAAAUGUGACAGUUUGCCAGCCGGAUGCUCACCCGCAACUUCUCAAAAAUGACAAAGACGUAAAGUAUCUUGUCACUGCUUACACCCGAGCUUCUGUCACAAUUACACCACCAAGCAACACAACUGGAUUGCAAUAUUUGCGUGGAGUUUUUGUCUUUGAUGGUGUUGAUGGAAACCUGACAUAUUUGGGGACUGGCCGACAGCUUUUGGACUUAAAUACUCAAUUCGUAUCAUCUACCAAAUAUCUGACAGUUCUAUGUUUUGGAGAUACCACUUUUUAUCCGAGAGGUCGGAUUGUGGUUCAAGAUUAUGAAAACACUAAAAAUAUUGCAAGCUUUCAAAGCAUCAGCUGCCAAAUAAUGGAAGAUUGUGAUAAAAUCUCAUUGAAUGGAACCAAUGAAGUUUCAGCACUACAAAUUUUUUCUGGAUAUCAAAAGAAUCCCUACAUUUUGACAGGUCUCAACAGUUCCGGGAGAAUUGACAUUUACAAUGGAGGAUUCACAAAGCAUAAGGCUAAUGUUCUGGGAACUUAUUUAGCCGGAAUCGGCGCUUCAAGCUUCCCACAACAACUCUUCGGCGAGCUUACCACAUUCGUAAUGUCGACUCCCGGAUUCGCUCAGUUCAGCUUUACCCGGAAAAACUCAACGUUCCAAUCAUCCAGCUUCCUUGGCAGAAGAGGUUUUAUUUCAGCAAAUGCGUAUGGAGUUUCCACCACGCAGCAAUCUAUCAACACUUAUAUAAAUGCUCCAAACAAUACGCAAUCUGCCAAUUUUAAAGUCACCGUAGUUUCAGCUGAUUUGGUUGAAAAUUCGACUUUGAAAAUGUGGGGAAUGAAGGAUGGGAAAUCAAUUUACAGUUUAAUAUUCUCUAGCUCAAACCUUCCAACCCUAAAUCUCGUUUCGGAAAUUUACGGCGAUGCUGUACACAUUGAAUUCAGCACCCAUGACUCAUACUCGGAAGGUUGUCUUCUGAAUUUUGCAAUCACUAAGGCAGCAACUGGAUCAUUUACUAUUUUGAUAUUUACUUUAAUUACCUUAAGUUUCUUGUUGAAAUGAAGUGAAUUCGAAAGUCAAAU
Molecule: messenger RNA, 1589 nt
Organism: Caenorhabditis elegans
Lineage: Eukaryota; Metazoa; Nematoda; Chromadorea; Rhabditida; Rhabditidae
Product: CUB-like domain-containing protein
Exons: 7
Coding region: 94-1569 (491 amino acids)
Source: RefSeq, marked reviewed